Molecule: messenger RNA, 1522 nt
Organism: Parastagonospora nodorum SN15
Lineage: Eukaryota; Fungi; Ascomycota; Dothideomycetes; Pleosporales; Phaeosphaeriaceae
Exons: 2
Coding region: 71-1444 (457 amino acids)
Molecular function (GO): acyltransferase activity, transferring groups other than amino-acyl groups
Source: RefSeq, a predicted model, not a curated record
CAUCUCUUCACUGAGCUGCAUUCCUGAUCAUCCACCCGUACACCACAUCCGUAACCUCACAAACGUCAUCAUGGUUGGCAAGAAGCAGCCCGUCUACGUCCUCGGCGUGGGCAUGACCAAGUUCAUCAAGCCUCGCGGCAAGGUGGACUACCCCGAGCUCGGCUUCGAGGCUGGUGUCAAGGCCAUGCUCGACGCGCACAUCAACUACGAUGAGGUCGACCAGGGCGUCGCAUGCUACUGCUACGGCGACUCAACAUGCGGUCAGCGCGUCUUCUACCAGUUCGGCAUGACUGGUAUCCCGGUGUACAAUGUCAACAACAACUGCUCAACAGGCAGUACCGGUCUGUACAUGGGACGAAACAUGAUUGCGCACGGUGCCGCAGACUGCGUGCUGGUCGUCGGUUUCGAGAAGAUGUUCCCAGGUAGUCUGCAGAGCUUCUUCCAGGACCGAUCGAACCCAACAAGCACGACCAACUUGAUGAUGAAGGAGACGAGGGGCGUCACCAACUCGCCAGGUGCCGCUCAGCUAUUUGGCAAUGCUGGUCGGGAACACAUGGAGAAAUACGGCUCCAAGCUCGAAGACUUUGCCGAGAUUGCUCGCAUCAACCACGCCCACUCAAAGAAGAACCCCUACUCGCAGUUCCAGGACGAGUACACCCUCGAGCAGGUCGUCAAGUCCACCAUGAUCCACGAGCCCCUCACAAAGCUUCAAUGCUGCCCUACAUCCGACGGUGCCGCCGCCGUUGUCCUUGUCUCCCAAGAGUUCCUCGACAAGCGACCAGACCUCAAGGACCAGGCCAUCCUGAUCGCUGGUCAGCGUCUCGCUACCGACACACCAAACCUGUUCAACCGCAGUGCGAUUGAGCUUGUUGGAUACAGCAUGAGCGAACUUGCUGCGAGGGAAGCACUUGCUGAGGCCAACACCUCGCCCGACGACGUCAAGGUCUGCGAGCUACAUGACUGCUUCUCAGCAAACGAGAUGGUCACCAUUGAGGCUCUCGGUCUUGCACCCCGAGGCAAGGCUCAUGAGUUCAUCCGCAAGGGCGGAAUCACCUACGGCGGCAAGGUCGUCAUCAACCCCUCUGGAGGUCUCAUCUCCAAGGGCCACCCACUCGGAGCUACCGGUCUCGCACAGUGCUCCGAACUUGUCUGGCACCUACGUGGCUGGGCCAACAACCGCUCAGUCAAGGACACCAAGGUCGCUCUGCAACACAACCUCGGUCUCGGUGGCGCUGUCGUGUGCACAGUAUACAAGCGUGCUGAUGGCAGCGCGGCGACUGAUCUGUCUGACGAGCAGGUCGGUAAGGUGACUGGUCUCGGCUACAACCCAGCCACACAAGCAAAGGGCUUCACAAAGCAGCAGGUUGACUCUGUGCGAAGCAAGAAGGCGAGGAGUGAAUGGGCGCUGGGUGACACUGAGCAAAAGGUCGAGGCGCGAUUCUAAGCGGAGCAAGAGUGUCAGCGUUUUGUAUAUAUGAAAUGUAAUCGCAAGACGUUUCCCGUCCAACGACGACCACCAAAG